AAUGGCCCAAAGCUUUCGCUGCUUGAAUGUUUCGCUGAGGGCCAUUGAGAAGGCACCGGUCGUGAACGCACUUGCGCCGCCUCGGACAGCUUCCGGUUUUACCCGGCGGUGUAUCCAUUCAUCAUGUACCGUACAGCAAGCGCAAGCGCAGCUCGCGCACAAACCUGAACAGGUUCCGGAGAGGCAACGUGCAUACGUUCAACACGCCGACUCAUAUCCGCGCACGGCGACCCAUUCCGUAAACCAGCAAUACCCGCGACCGGACGCACCAUCGCGCGCUCCUCUCCUCGUCCAACAUUUGGAGUCACUGUUCUCUCCACUUCAGUUUCCUCAGGAGUUGGCGCGGCGGGUGCUCACGCACGCGAGUCAUCGAGAUGCGGUGAAUGGGCAUAACGCCCGGUUUAGCUUCAUAGGCAGACGGGUUCUUGCGGCAUAUAUGCACACCUUUCUCGCCUCCGCCCCUCGACCGGAAGGCAAACACGUCAACGCUGAAGAGGUUGCGGAACGCGUCUUGAACACCUACUGCCUCGGCGAAUUCGUGGGUGUCGACUGGCAGCUUGGCCGCGUCGUGCGGUGGACGCCUCCGGAAGCAGGUGCGGGUGCGCAUCGAGAGCCGGGAGACGAGUUCGACGACCGGAGGAGGCCACAGUUCGGUGAAGAUGGGAAGAAGGUGUGGAGAGGCACCGUCGGCUUUUACAAAGUGACGGGGACGACCGUAGAGGCAAUCAUCGGCGGCAUAUUCCACCAACACGGUGGAACGGCAGCUCGCCAUGUCUUUCAUACACGCAUUCUCCCUCGUAUUUUGGCCGCUCAACGUGUUCCCGUCUCCGCAGAUCUCUUGCGUCAUGCAAACGAGGUUUCAGUGAAGAUGGGCGGGCAGCCUCAAUCGAGAGAAACGGAACAGCCUGUCGAGCAAAGCAGUUAAAAUUAUGGUAGUGUGAGUCCCUGCACGAGCUUUCGACAGGUUUCUUCAGCGAGUGACUGGCUACAAGCAGAAUAUAGUCAUUUUCCUAGUCCGAUGCAGCCGUGUUAUCAUGCUUAAUC
This is a messenger RNA of Punctularia strigosozonata HHB-11173 SS5, 1044 nucleotides long. RefSeq lists its product as uncharacterized. Gene Ontology annotation, biological process: mitochondrial translation; RNA processing. NCBI's taxonomy places the organism in Eukaryota, Fungi, Basidiomycota, Agaricomycetes, Corticiales, Punctulariaceae. The transcript is spliced from 4 exons. Gene Ontology annotation, cellular component: mitochondrial large ribosomal subunit. Gene Ontology annotation, molecular function: ribonuclease III activity; structural constituent of ribosome. The record is from RefSeq and is a predicted model, not a curated record. The annotation marks the transcript as partial.